AUGGCUCGUGCCUCUGCGCUCUCCAAGGCUCUUUUGGCCGCCGGAGCCAUCGUGGCCCUGCGCCUUUUGUCCGGUGAGACCUUUGUGACGCCGAAGCAGCGCAACGAAGCAGAUGCCUACAGCCAGAAUGACAACCCGAUCAACCCAUACUCCCAGUUCAGCGAUGGCAGCGACACAGUCUACCAGGCCAAGAACCAGCCUGAGAUGGAGAGGAGGACCAAGUCAUUGAAGGCAGGGCUGAAGCGUUUCGAGGACACUCCAGGGUACAUCCAGACCAAGCAGGCCCAGGCACUCAAGUCCAACCUCCAGGAAUCCAAUUCCUUGAGGCAGGACCUCCUGUACUUCUCUGGCGCGGAGGGUAGCCCA
Messenger RNA from Durusdinium trenchii, 366 nucleotides. The record is from the annotation of a GenBank genome assembly. NCBI's taxonomy places the organism in Eukaryota, Dinophyceae, Suessiales, Symbiodiniaceae.